AUGGACGUCUUUGAUACCCUGUAUUGGAGGAAAACAAAGUAUCUUUUGUCCGCGAUAGGAGUAUGGCCUUUUCAGCCGGUCAGUCAGCGAAGAAUUCUCGGGACUCUUGUUUACUUGAUCAUACAAAGUAUAUUCAUUUGUGUGUUUUUGAAAGUCGCUGUUGCUUGGGGAAAUUUAGCAGAAACUCUUUACAGUAUUCCGAUCCUUGUAUAUUUUUCCAUGAUUCAAGUCAAAAUAACAAACUGCCACUUAAAUCUAAAAAAGGCUAAAUAUUUAUUACUUCAAGUAAAAAAAGACUUGGAAUCUAAUUUAGAAGACUCAGAAUUUGAAAUUCUACGUAAUGACGCCCGGAUUCAUCAAAUGAUAAUGAAUGUCUAUUACAGUGGAUUGAUAUGUGUAGCGACAGUUUACAUUGUUUUACCAUUAAUGUCACCCAUACUCGAUAUUUUUAUUCCAUUAAAUGAAACAAGGGAAAGAAUUUUACCGUAUCCAGCUGAGUACUUUGUAGACAUCCAGAAACAUUUUUUUUUCUUCUAUCCUCAUGGUGCAAUAGUCACUCCCAUUGCGUUGACUGUUCUGGUAGGGUUUGAUUCACUUUACGCAGGUUUUGUUCAACACGCAUCCAGUAUGUUCACCAUUAUUGGAAAACGUUUGGAAAAUUUAGCAGAAGGUAAUGCGAAAAAAAAUUUAAUUAAUCGAGACAAUCGCUUGAACUCAUUUAUAACUUGCUUAAAAAUGCACCGCGACAUUCUGCACUUGUGGAAAAAUAUUACUCGAAUUAUUUUUUCGUAUUACUCGGUGUCAUUGUUUGGGAUUGGUGAAAAAAUCCGGUGUCUCUGGUAUGCAAUGGGCCAAGUCACUCACUUAUUUUUUCUGAGUUACGUCGGACAGAAGCUCAUUGACAAUAGUCAGUGCGUCAAUGCUUCAUUAUGCGCAGCCUCGUGGUAUAAUUAUCCCAAAGAAAUAAGAAUCUUGACGAUUAUGAUACUGAUGCGAGGAAGAAUAACAUCACGGAUAACCGCCGGUAAAAUUUAUACCAUGAGUGUGGAAAAUUUCAGCUCUGUAAUGAAAACUUCAAUGUCAUAUUUUGCCGUUCUCACGUCAAUGGAGGCA
Molecule: messenger RNA, 1113 nt
Organism: Cotesia congregata
Lineage: Eukaryota; Metazoa; Arthropoda; Insecta; Hymenoptera; Braconidae
Source: the annotation of a GenBank genome assembly